CAGCUUCAGCCCUCAAAAACCAAGUACCUGGAAAGCUCAUCUCUUUCCGCAGUGUAAUCAUGUCAGACAAUACAUCUACACCUCAAUCGACAUCCUCUGCCAACUCCUCCGAUCUGCCUGCCGAUUUUAAGGUUUACAAACCACCGCUGGCUACAUCGAAUACGAAUGUACCAAACCUGCCUGACUCUUACUUCACACCUACUGCCGCUGAUUUGAAGGCAGCACAAGCCACGCUAUCCGCACGAACUCAGGCACUCACCAAUGCCCCAUUGCAGCUUCGCGCUGCUCGGGAAGCUGAAGAAAAGGCCAAGAGAGAUCGGUGGCCUAACAUCACCAUCCGUGUCAAGUUUCCGGACAGGACACAACUCGAGAAAGUCUUCCCAUCAACUGACAAGAUUCGCUCUAUUUACGCUUUCGUUCGUUCCUCGCUACGUGACGACGUAAAACCUAUCAAGUUUAUUCUAUACCAGACACCACCUAAACGGGACUUGAGAGUCUCUGAUCCUAACGUUCGGGAUUUGACACUGGCGCAGCUGCAGUUGGCGCCUUCGUCCAUCCUUAUGCUCCGUUUCGAAGACGAGCAUCUAAACAGUACCCAAAUGCCUGCACCUAUUUUGCCUUUGAUGUUGGAACAAGCCAUCGACCUGCCAGCGCCGCUCAGGUUUGACGCCGAGCCACGGAGUCCCCCAAGUGGCAGCACUUCUAACACCCCAACUUCCAACGCACAAUCAACAGAAAGGAAGAUUCCCAAAUGGUUGAAAGCUGGGCUGAAGAAGUAGUGUGUAUCCCUUAUCUCUAGACGCUUAGCAGUGUAUGCAGCUUGUAAGGCUUGUACUCAUAUCCGCAUGCAAGAACCAGGCCCUUGUAUUAUAGCUAAUAAACUGGAAAUUCGG
Coniophora puteana RWD-64-598 SS2 is the source of this 893-nucleotide messenger RNA. RefSeq lists its product as uncharacterized. Lineage: Eukaryota; Fungi; Basidiomycota; Agaricomycetes; Boletales; Coniophoraceae. Gene Ontology annotation, molecular function: protein binding. The coding region runs from base 60 to 779 and encodes 239 amino acids. The transcript has 6 exons. The record is from RefSeq and is a predicted model, not a curated record.